CAUAUUCAACGCAAUUGGCUUAACGAAGAUCAAAUGGCCCAAAUCAUGCCACUUGCAGACCCCACCCUUAUUUCUCUCCCCACAACCCAUUCUUCUUCUUCUUCUUCUCCUUUGCUGCGUCUUUCGGAUUCUCAUAAUUCCAGCAAGCAAGGCCUCUGCCACGACGCCAUGCGGCGGAGGCUCCGACCCAACCUCUUCCUCACCUUCGCCGCCAUCGCUUUCUUCCUCUUGUUGUCUCUCCACCUCUCCCGCCACGCCUUCUCCUCCCAAACCACCGCUACCGAUUUUCUCUUCUCCUCCUCCGCGGCCGCCAAUCUCCGAUCGGGGAAUUCCGAUCACUACUACAAUCUCGCCAUUCACGAAGACUCGGAUCUACUCAACAACCGCCAUGUCCGCCACGUCUCCUCCGUCAAGGACUCGAAUAGUACCGCCGCCGCCUCCGUGUCGGUUCUCCUCACUGACUGGGAGGUUUUGGUGAUCGUCUCUCAUCCGGUGCAGCCGCUCUCAGGCGACGACUUCGUCUGCCUUUUUCAGAACGGCGACACGUCGGAGGCGAGAUACUCCGGGGUUUUACCGAUGAACAAUCGGACGACGUACAAGUGCACUAUGCCGAACAGCGUCCGCAGUCUGCGGCCGUUCUUCAUGCCGGUUCUGACCAAGCCUUCAACGGAGAAGGAGGAAUCUCCCCCACCAUUUCAAUUGCUGGAGCUCUACCGGUGGACUUUUCUGGUUUACGAAUCGUUUUCGACCGAAGACGACAUCGUUCUGUUCGUCAAGGGAGUUAACAACCGCCAAGGCAGGAACCGGCCGCCGAGUGACUUGAACUGCGUCUUCUUCUACGACGACGGCAACAAUUAUAACAUCGCCACUAAAACCGCCGUUACGAGCUCUGCUCAGGAGGUCUUCAGGUGCGCUCCCCCAGAACUAACGUCGCUUGAUUUCAACAGACCAAUCAAAGUCUCUCUAGAGAUUUUGUACGAGAAUAUGAUAGUCCCCUCUGUGGCGCAAUACAUACGCCGGUGCAGUCUAGCAAAUCCAGAGCCAAAGUCUCUACUGUGCGCAUUCGCGAUGGUGUACAACUCCGGCAAGUUCCUCAAGGAAUGGGUGACGUACUAUUCCAAAAUCGGAGUCGAUAAGUUCAUAUUGUACGACAACGAUAGCAACGACAAUCUGAGCAGCGUCGUUGAGGAGCUAAACGGCAAGGGUUACAACGUAACAACAUUGUUUUGGGUCUGGCCAAAGGCCCAGGAGGCUGGGUUCUCCCACAGCGCGAUCUACGGAAAAGACUCGUGCUCUUGGAUGAUGUACGUCGAUGUUGAUGAAUUCAUCUACUCCCCAUCGUGGACUAGCUCCUCCAAACCAUCUGACGACAUGCUGAAAUCCCUCCUCCCGCGGGCCCCACCUUCAAAACCAUCUGACGGUUCGAUCAACAUUGGUCAAGUUUCCAUCAAGUGCAACGAUUUCGGCCCCUCCAACCAACCGACCCACCCAACCGCAGGUGUGACCCAGGGGUACACGUGUCGAAGAAAGGCUGAAGAACGACACAAGUCUAUUCUGCUCCUGGAAGCAGUGGAUCCUUCCUUACUCAACGUGAUUCACCAUUUUCAUCUCAUCAGCGAUAAGUACAGGUCCAAUACGAUAAGCAUGCAAAGAGCCGUGGUGAACCACUACAAGUACCAGGCGUGGUCGGAGUUUCGGAACAAGUUUCGAAGAAGAGUGUCGACCUACGUGGCGGACUGGACGGAGAAGGUGAACCCGGAGUCCAAGGACCGGACACCGGGGCUAGGGUUCGAAGCCGUCGAGCCGAAAGGCUGGGCUAAGAUGUUUUGCGAGGUUAGAGACGAACGCUUGAAACUGCUGACCCGGAAAUGGUUCGGGUCCCGGACAUCCGACGGUUACAAAAUGGCAUGGGAGAAUGACGAUCGUGAUGAGGAAUAAUUAGGAGGAUUAAUCAAGGUUUAUUAUUAUUAUUAUUAUUAUACUAAUUGAUUGUUGUUAAUUAGAUAUAGAAGGGGUUUUAAUGGGAGGGACUGUUAUAUUGGGCAUGUUUUGGUACAUAAGAAGUGACAGACGGAUU
Molecule: messenger RNA, 2077 nt
Organism: Morus notabilis
Lineage: Eukaryota; Viridiplantae; Streptophyta; Magnoliopsida; Rosales; Moraceae
Product: glycosyltransferase family 92 protein RCOM_0530710
Exons: 1
Coding region: 34-1938 (634 amino acids)
Source: RefSeq, a predicted model, not a curated record